Molecule: messenger RNA, 564 nt
Organism: Diversispora eburnea
Lineage: Eukaryota; Fungi; Glomeromycota; Glomeromycetes; Diversisporales; Diversisporaceae
Source: the annotation of a GenBank genome assembly
AUGGCCCAUUUUCUUCGGAUUGGUUUUUUCACAUUUUUAUUAUGCUUAAGUUUUCUUUUUACUUCAUUUAAUGAUUUAUUUGAUAUCAUAGAAAAUGAUUGCUCUUCUCAUUUUCUCAAAGGAGAAGGUGAAAGGGAUUUGAUUCCAAUGAAUCAAUUUGAAAUAUUACAUAGUCAUGUUAAUUAUGCAGCCGCUGCUUAUUGCAGAAAUGAUCAAUUAAAAAAUUGGACUUGCGGUUCUCGUUGUGUUGGUGAAGUUAUCAUAGAAAAAUUUUUCCAUGAUAAUUUAAAAGGCGCUUGUGGUUAUAUAGCAUAUAAUAAAAAAAGUAAAUCAAUAAUUAUAGCAUUUAGAGGAAGUCAAGAUUUAGCGAAUUGGGCGUAUAAUUUGGAAUUUGCGUUACUAGAUUAUGAAUUCCCCGGAGUUGAAGGUGCUUUGGUACAUCGUGGGAUUUAUGAAGUAUAUGAUCGUGUGAAAUCCUCAAUAUUAUGGAAUAUUCAAUGGAUGAUGAUGAGAGAAGAAAAUUCAUGUCGAGGAUAUGAUAUUAUUGUAACUGGACAUUCUUUA